Molecule: messenger RNA, 1377 nt
Organism: Geodia barretti
Lineage: Eukaryota; Metazoa; Porifera; Demospongiae; Tetractinellida; Geodiidae
Source: the annotation of a GenBank genome assembly
AUGUCAACCAACAUAACCAAGGCCGAUACGGUCAUCAGGAACGCCAACGUCAUCACCUUGGACCCGAACUUGCCCCGAGCCCAGGCCGUGGCCAUGAGCAACGGCCGCUUCAUUGGCCUUGGCAGCAACGAAGACGUUGAGACCUUCAUCGGCCCGAACGUGAAGGUGAUGGACCUUACAGGCAGCACCGUGCUGCCUGGGUUCAUCGACGCCCACAUCCACGUGCUGAACAGUGGCAUCCGCCACGUAAUGGCCGCCGACUGCGACCUGCCCUCCAUCGCGGCCAUACAGACGGCGCUGCGGGAACGGGUGGAGACCACGGCGCCGGGACAAUGGGUGCAGGGCUUCAAGUACGACGACACCAAGACGGCCGAGAACCGCUCCAUUUUCCGGGAGGAGUUGGACGCCGUCAGCACCUUCCAUCCCAUCAUGGUGUCGCACCGGGCGGGACACAUCUAUUACCUGAACAGCAUGGCCCUGGAGCUUGCGGGGUUCGAUCGCGACACACCUGACCCCUUCGGCGGCCGCAUUGGGCGCGACCCUGACUCUGGGGAGUUGAACGGCAUUGUCUACGAGCGAGCCAUCGAGCGCGUCCGGUUCGAACUCAUCCCCUCGGACACGCCGGAGAUCCGCCGUGAAGGGCUGCGCACCAUCUGCCGGAUGCUGACUCAGGCCGGUCUCACCAGCGUCCACGACGCCCGGGUCGUCCGGGACGAGUUCGUAACCUACCAGGAGGGCAGGGACGCCGGAGACCUGUCCCUGCGCGUCUACGCGCUGAUGUACCAUCCCCAUUUUCGGUCCUUGCAGGAGGCGUGGUUGAAGACCGGCUUCGGCGACGACAUGCUGCGGCUGGGAGGCAUCAAGAUGGUCGCCGACGGGGCCAUCGCCGCCCGCACCGCCUACCUGUCGGAGCCCUACGUCGGCAGCGAUUGCGACCACGGCAUCCUUGCAAUGAGCGCCGAGGAAAUCGAAGAGAACGUGAUGGAGAUGCACCGGGCCGGGUUCCAGGUGUGCAUCCACGCCAACGGCGACCUCGCUAUCGACAUGGUGCUGAACGCCUAUGAGAAGGCCCAGGCCGCCGACCCGCGUCCCAAUCCCCGUCACCGGAUCGAACACUGUACCCUGGUGAACCCGGACAUUCUCACCAAGAUGCACCGGUUGGGCACCAUCGCCACGCCCUUCUGCACCUACGUCUACCAUCACGGGGAGAAGAUGCCCUUCUACGGCGAGGAGCGUCUUCAGUGGAUGUUCGCCCAGCGCUCCUUCCUGGAUUACGGCGUGGUGGGCACCGGCGCAACCGACUACCCGCCCGGACCCUUCGAGCCGCUGCUGGGCAUCCAGAGCUGCGUCACCCGAACCGACAGCCGAGGACAAUAA